Messenger RNA from Paramuricea clavata, 168 nucleotides. Lineage: Eukaryota; Metazoa; Cnidaria; Anthozoa; Malacalcyonacea; Plexauridae. The record is from the annotation of a GenBank genome assembly.
GUUCCUGGCGGUGAAGACAAGGUUCCUGACGGUGAGGACAAGGUUUCUGGCGGUGAGGACAAGGUUCCUGGCUGUGAGGACAAGGUUUCUGGCGCUGAGGACAAGGUUCCUGGCGGUGAGGACAAGGUUCCGGGCGCUGAGGACAAGGUUCCUGGCGGCGAGGACAAG